CGUCGCACCCGGAAGUGAAGCGCUUCCGCGACCAAGAGACGGCGCGCACGCGCGCGUGUGGCCAGGGCGGGAGUAUCUAGCUUCCUUUGGAGAAGACCACUGCGUGGGAUUGUAGGCUGCAGGUGAGACAAGCAAAGUCCCCGCGCGGGAAGGGCAGCAGGCUCCAGCUAUCGGCUGGGUUGAUCAUGGCCCUCUCUGUGGAGACCGAGUCGCGGAUCUACCGAGCUCUGCGCACUGCCUCUGGGGCUGCCGCCCACCUUGUGGCUCUGGGCUUUACCAUCUUUGUGGCUGUGCUUGCCAGGCCUGGCUCAAGCCUGUUCUCCUGGCACCCUGUGCUUAUGUCACUGGCUUUUUCCUUCCUGAUGACGGAGGCACUGCUGGUGUUCUCCCCUGAGAGUUCCUUGCUGCAUUCCCUGUCACGGAAGGGCCGAGCGCGCUGCCACUGGGUGCUACAGCUGCUGGCUCUGCUGUGUGCACUGUUGGGCCUAGGUCUCGUCGUCCUCCACAAAGAGCAGCUUGGCAAAGCCCACCUGGCGACGCGGCACGGGCAGGCCGGGCUGCUGGCUGUGCUGUGGGCAGGACUGCAGUGCUCAGGUGGGGUGGGACUGCUGUACCCCAAGCUGCUGCCUCGGUGGCCCUUGGCCAAGCUCAAGCUCUAUCAUGCUACUUCUGGGCUAGUGGGGUACCUCCUGGGGAGUGCCAGCCUCCUGUUGGGGAUGUGCUCCCUCUGGUUCACUGCCAAUGUCACUGGUGGGGCCUGGUACCUGGCUGUGCUGUGCCCCGUCCUCACCAGCUUGGUCAUCAUGAACCAGGUGAGUAACGCCUACUUAUACCGUAAGAGGAUCCAGCCAUGAGCUCUUCCCAGCCAAGAGGAAGCCUACAUUUGCACCUGAACAGGAGCUAGGACCAGGCACCUGCUGGACUCUCCUAGCUGAUUGGGUCUGGGGAAAAGUUCAGUUAUUGGGGCAGCUGGGAUAGGAGAUCUGCGUGACGCUUUCCCCUCCUCGUGUUAAGAAUGCCUCCCUCUGCCUUCUCACCACCACCCCAGGGGAGCAUGAAUCAUGUGUGUGGAUGAAAUUGGGGUGGCAGUACUGCCUUCCCAACAAUGCAGCUUGUACUUUUACUGAUGUGUCCAGAAAUGAUGGAGAAAUAAGUAAAAUAAUAAUAAAAGACGGAUGGGAAGAGCA
This is a messenger RNA of Perognathus longimembris pacificus (Pacific pocket mouse), 1187 nucleotides long. RefSeq names its product transmembrane reductase CYB561D2. Gene Ontology annotation, cellular component: endoplasmic reticulum. The coding region runs from base 186 to 854 and encodes 222 amino acids. Gene Ontology annotation, molecular function: transmembrane monodehydroascorbate reductase activity. The record is from RefSeq and is a predicted model, not a curated record. The transcript is spliced from 4 exons. NCBI's taxonomy places the organism in Eukaryota, Metazoa, Chordata, Mammalia, Rodentia, Heteromyidae.